Molecule: messenger RNA, 4322 nt
Organism: Clupea harengus (Atlantic herring)
Lineage: Eukaryota; Metazoa; Chordata; Actinopteri; Clupeiformes; Clupeidae
Product: muscleblind-like protein 2a
Biological process (GO): regulation of RNA splicing
Cellular component (GO): cytoplasm; nucleoplasm
Molecular function (GO): metal ion binding; RNA binding
Source: RefSeq, a predicted model, not a curated record
AACCUUACCGUUGUCAUUCCAGGCAGUGUUAGUGCAGGGUAACGUUAUUGGUCCAUGCACUCAGGUUACUGAAAGCUAGCAUGCUAGCUGACGUUAAAUGUUCCGUAGCAGGAAAACUUGCUAGCAUUGAAAGUGGGUGGAAAGCAGCCAUCUACAUUUUAGCAAAAAUCUCCACACUGUCACAGUAGUAACUGUCUUGUGGUUUGUCACGUCUAAUGAAAUGCCUUUGACAGAUUACAGACUUUCUAGGACUCCGAUGUCAUUACUUCACGACUUACUGUGAGUCUGCGUUUAGUGGGAACUCGGUCGUAUUAUUUAGAGCACAGCGUUCUAGCUAGCUUGUCUAUUAAUUGGCACACGUUAUUGCCAUCCAACCAUAAUGUAGCGUCAGACAUAUUAGACAGUUACACGCUUUAACAUACGCGGGGCUGUUAACUGAUCACUUUUCUUUUGAACAAAUAGUUUUGCUGAAAAGUAUUUUUUUUUUUUUUUGGGGAAUAGAUUUGUUUAGGACAGACAGUAACGUCACAACCGGUUCACUUUGUGACGUUUGUUUACUUUACUUCUCUAUCGUCAAUAUAAACAUAACAUUUCUGAAUACAGCGCAUAGUCAUCUGAGAAGCUUGGCUUCCCAACUUCUGCAUUCAUUUAUCAGUUUUCAUAUCUUUAAUAACUGUAAUUGCCCUUUACUGACUGUACAAAAUAUUUUAUUUCUCAUUUACCUCCAUGAAAAUAUGUUAUGUAACAACAUUUCAAUUUAGUUUUCCAACAAACAAGAAGAGCCAUCAGAAUUAAAGGGAUAUGUGAUGUUACUGGAAGUUGGUGUAUUCCAGCCUCGCCUGUCUGUCUGUUCUUCAAACAGCAGGUCUGUAUGUCGUCUGCCAUUGGACAGACCUCACUGGGAGGUCCUUCCUGCAGGCGGGCUGGGUUCACAGGAAGGGGGGUGGCCAAAAAUGUUUCGGACAGAGUUAAGCAGACUGUCUUUUCCUGUACUGUCGGUGAAAGAAAAUCCCUGUGAGAGCAUGGACCCUUUGGAUUCGACACCAUACGAGUGAGAUUUUAAUGUGCUCUGAAUUAAAGUAGAUGAAACAAAUUGUCGUCAUCUCUGUGGCUUCAGUAGCAUCCACUGAGACUUGAGAGGAUCUGCAGCACUAUGUGAGAUCUCUGUCAGAAAGUGCCUUUCAGAUGCCAGCGCUAACCCGACACUUCUCGCCGGUCCAUGUUUGCAUCUAAUGCCAGCACUCCUUUGCUAGACCUCGGCUCAGACGGCGAUCCCUCGGUUGCAAAUCUUUGGCCUCCCUGUCUGAUUCCAUCGGUGAAGGAACUCGAGCAGAAAGAUUUACUGUGGAGAAGGAGGAAUUGCCAAUGUGGAAAAACCUGACACAGUGGAAAACUCAGAACUUACGACAGUGUGUUAGCACUGAGGUCUCCCUAAAGCGCACCUCGUUGACUACGGUGGUAUAAAUUGAAUGAUUGUUUCCUAAUCGGUGCAUUGGUACUGAUGCUUCGUCUGUACAGUGAGCGCACUGGGAAUGCCUCUGUCUCAUAAAAGUGCUCUUUCAACAGGACGGAACCAUCCAGAACGCAUACUCUGUUGACUGUCAAUUCAGGAAGACUGCUACUUCAAUCAAUUUGCUACCAAUGAUUUGAGAUCUCACCAGAUCUCACAAUUGUCAGAACUAUUUCCCAGACUCCUCAUUGGUGCCAUCUUUAAGUGUGCUUACAGAUUCAUCUCAACAGGCUAGUGCUAAAGUCAGACCUUGCUAGUGAUAUGGCUUUCAACCUGAGUUCAAUACGUGACACAAAAUGGCUGACUCUAGAAGUGUGUCGGCAGUUUCAGAGAGGGACAUGUUCACGUAGUGAUGAGGAAUGCAAAUUUGCACACCCACCAAAGAGCUGCCAGGUGGAAAAUGGAAGAGUUAUUGCUUGCUUCGACUCACUGAAGGGGCGCUGCUCACGUGAGAACUGCAAGUACCUUCACCCACCAUCUCACCUGAAGACCCAGCUGGAGAUCAACGGACGCAACAACCUGAUUCAGCAGAAGACGGCAACCGCUAUGCUGGCCCAGCAGAUGCAGUUCAUGAUACCCGGCGCCAGCAUGCCCCCAGUCCCCACGUUUUCUAUGAACCAGGGUCUUGGGAGCAGCCCGUGCAUCAGCUACUCCCCCUACAUGACGCCCAUGACUCAUGGGAUGGGGCUGGUUUCCACGGAGAUGCUCCCCAACACCCAAGUCAUGAUGCCUGGCAGCCCCCCCGUCACAGUCCAGAGCGCCUCUUCAUCCUCUCCUACCCAGAAGGCUCUGCGCUCCGACAAACUUGAGGUGUGUCGCGAGUUCCAGCGUGGCAACUGUGCGCGUGGCGAAACGGACUGCCGCUUUGCCCACCCCAGCGACAGCCCCACCAUUGACACGAGCGACAACACCGUCACCGUGUGCAUGGACUACGUCAAGAGCCGUUGCUCCCGCGACAAGUGCAAGUACUUCCACCCGCCGGCUCACCUGUUGGCUAAAAUAAAGGCCUCCCAGCAGCAAGCCACCCAGAACCAGGCUGCGCAUGCGGCUGCCGCUGCAGCCAUGACUCAGUCGACUGCCAAAGCAGUGAAGCGACCCAUCGAGGCAACUGUAGAUCUGGCUUACCCCCACAGUGUCUUGCAGCCCCUACCAAAGAGACAAGCAUUUGAGAAGAGUAACGGGGCCAGCGCUCUGUUCAACCACAGUGUUUUGCAGUACCAGCAGGCUCUGGCCAACGCGCAGAUGCAGCACUCCUUCUUCCACAACGGGCAAGUCUUGUGCAUGACUCCUGCUACCAGCAUUGAUAAUCUUGAAAUAGCUAAUCAACAAGAAAUGGAGUGUCAUCAUGCUGCACUUAGAGGUCCCCCACAGCUCCUCUGUAAAUAUAACCUGUUCUUCAAACAAGAUCUGCAGCAACAUGCAUGCUAAGACAAGAAUUAAGAAGCAGUCACCUUUUUCCUUACAGUAAUGCCGACUUCAAAUGUUAACUAUACCAAUAAGAGUAACGUAAUUCUAGAAUGAAUACUAGUAUCAUACUAGUACAUGUAUUUGACACAAUCAAACUAUUGUAUGUACAUACACAAAACUUGUGAAUGUGGAGACUUUAUGGAAAUGUGUAACCUUGAGUUUUAUUUUUGUUUCAUAUUUGUUUUUAAAACAUUAUGUACCAAGGAAACUUAAUUUGCACUUUCAGGAAAGACAUGACUGGUGUUUUAUGCAGUAUCCCAUGUGCUGUGUAAGAAUUAUAUGGAGAAGAACUUUGUGUAAUGACCCAGACUUAGACCUGUUAUGGUCACUAUGGACAUGGCUUGAGUCUACUCCUCUCCUUAAUACCACGAAUGUUACAGAGACGGUUUAGUGUCUCCACUUUAGAGAAUGAUCAAGCACCAUUGCUCCAAGACCUGAUAUGUUUUAUUUUUUUUAUUUGUUUCUCUUAGUAGUAAUAAUAAUGAUAUUAACAACAACAACAAUAAUAAUAGUAAUUGUUAUGUUGGAGCACAGUGCCCCCUUGUGGAGGAAAAUCUGUCCUGGCCUCCUGUACUUAUUGAAUUACCAUCCAGAUAAAAGUAAUAGGUAAUUGCCAUACCAACUCAUACAAAUAUUAAUGACAUGAAUACUUGUAGAUGGUGCGGUUAACAGAUUCUACAUUUCUAAUUUGUUUCAACAAAUUUUCGUAGUUUGUUUAGAGUUUGAAUAAGCUUAUCGUGCAUCAUUGUCAAAUCCUUUUCAGUCCCAUCACAGUGGCAUAUACCCACAUCCACAUAAAGUGCCAUUUGGACAUAAAAUAAAAUAAAAUAAAUUAGAUUAUGUGGCUGAAUAGUAUGGGUGUCUGCAGGCAGACAGAAAUGGCCAGGGAGGAAUAAUAUAUCUGGCAGAGGCCAAAAGGAGGAAGUCAUAGCAGGACAGACUAAAGGCAUCCAUAAGUUUCAGGUGGGUCUGUUCUGAAGUUGUCAUAGGCAACCACUGUCAAUGAAUGAUUCAUCCGUUUGAGUAACUGUAGAAGUGCCUGAAGUUCUUAAUCUACAGAAACACACAUUUUAAGAUGAUUUAUGUUCAUAGCACAUUUCACCAUUUUUAUUGUGUUGUGUCAAUAUUAUUUGAUAUGGAAGAAGGUGGGAAACAUUUUGUUUUAUUGGGUUUAUUUUUUUGUUUUAAAGUGAGAUGUUAAAACCUUUAGCUGCAAUUAGAGAUAUAACUGUGUUGGUAUAGGGCAAAAACAAGUAUGACAUGAUGUUUGGGGUAGAAUAAAUGUUGAUGUAAUCACUUUUUAAAUUGUUCCCAGUUUUAACUGCGAAAGUAAGUGUGAAUACUG